AUGUCAAAAUCAUGGGCAUCGACGCUGAGGCUGCCCAAAUCGACAUUCCCGCCCCGGCCGCUGGCUGAACACCGACCGCUGUACCUCCAACGAAGCACCGACGAGCUGUACAAAUGGCAGCAAGCGAACCGCCCCGACAAUGACCCCUUUGUAGUCCACGAUGGCCCGCCUUAUGCCAACGGCAAGCUGCACGUCGGCCAUGCCCUCAAUAAGAUUCUCAAAGACAUGAGCUUGCGCGUCAAGAUACAGCAAGGCCGACGUGUGCACUACAGGCCAGGGUGGGACUGCCACGGGCUCCCCAUCGAACUCAAAGCCCUCGCAACUGCGUCGGAGUCCUCGUCCUCUUCGACAGCUGAACUCACACCGGUUGCUAUCCGAAAAAUUGCGCGCGAUCUCGCCUCACGCACAAUUGUCGACCAGAUGAAGGAGUUCCGGAGCUUUGGUGUCAUGGCCGACUGGGACAACCGAUGGACCACAAUGGAUCCAGAGUACGAAGUGCGCCAACUGCAGCUUUUCCAGACGUUGGUGCACAAGGGCCUCAUCUACCGCAAGUACAAGCCCGUGUACUGGUCUCCGUCGUCCCAUACCGCCCUUGCCGAGGCCGAGCUCGAGUACAACGACCGUCACGUAUCCACGGCCGCCUACGUCAAGUUUCCCAUCCUGCCAGGUGCUGCCGUCCCAGGCUACGAUGGGAGCCGGCCGCUGUCGGCCGUAAUCUGGACAACGACGCCCUGGACGCUCCCUGCGAACGAGGCCAUCGCUGUCCACCGGGAUUUUGAGUACGUUCUUGUACAGCUUGGGGAUGAGUUCCUUCUUGUGGCGGACUCGUGUUUGGAGUCCUUUACGGCUGCGUGUUGCCCCGAAGGCACGCCUCAACCCAAAGUGAUUGUGCGGUCGAUUCGAGGCUCCGAUUUGACCCAGCUGCAAUAUACCAAUCCGCUACGCGGCAAGAGUGCCAAACCUCAACCGAUUAUCCAUGCAGACUUUGUCUCGGCUGGAUCUGGUUCCGGCCUGGUGCACACUGCGCCCGGCCACGGCUUUGACGACUAUGUGGUGUGUAUGCGACUGGGUCUGCCUAUCCCGGCACCCGUAGACGGAGAGGGCCGCUUCACAUCCGAGGCAUACCCGGAUGACCCCUCCCGUCUCGAAGGCUUGUCCGUCCAGGGCGAAGGCAAUAAGGCCGUCCUUGCAAUCCUAGGCGAUGCCGUCAUCACUAUGCACCAAUACCGCCACAAGUACCCGUAUGACUGGCGGACCAAGAAGCCCAUAAUCAUCCGGGCCACGGCGCAGUGGUUUGCGGACGUGGACCUGAUCAAGGAUCCGGCGGUGGCGAGCUUGAAAAACGUCCAGUUCAUCCCUGAAACGGGCCGCAGUCGGCUUGAGAGUUUUGUCAAGGGCCGCAGCGAGUGGUGCAUUUCCCGGCAGCGGGCCUGGGGUGUGCCCAUUCCUGCACUGUACGGCGACGACGACAGCGUUGUCCUCACAGAGGAGACGGUGAAGCACAUUUUGGCCGUAGUCAAAGAGCGCGGCACCGAUACGUGGUGGUCCGACGCAGCCGACGAGGCGGCCUGGAUUCCCGAGGCGUUGCGCAAAGCCAACCCGGGCGUUGCAUACCGUCGCGGCAGCGACACUAUGGACGUGUGGUUUGACAGCGGCAGCAGCUGGACCCAGGCUGCCAACGAUGCGCAGGCGGAUGUCUACCUCGAGGGAUCCGACCAGCACCGUGGCUGGUUCCAGUCGAGUUUGUUGACGCGUGUGGCAGGACUGAGUAGUGCGGCCACCUCAUCGUCCUCGGCUGCGAGUCCUGCGACGCUGUCUCCUUUCAAAACGCUCGUCACGCACGGCUUUAUGCUCGAUGGCGCGGGCAAGAAAAUGUCCAAGUCGCUGGGCAACAUUGUAACCGGCGCCGAGGUCAUGGAGGGUACGCUCUUGCCGCCCAUCAAGGAGAAGAAGAAGAAGGGCCGCGGCAAAGCCAAGGCAGCGGACGGUGCCUCCCCUUCCACCAACACAAACGCAAAGUCGAACCCGGGCAGCGCGACUGUUGUAAAGUACGACGCCCUCGGGCCCGACGCUUUGCGGCUGUGGGUUGCGGGCAGUGACUACACUGGCGAUGUUGUCAUGAGCGAGAUGGUGCUUCAGGCUACGCACACGGCGCUCAUCAAGUACCGCGUCACCCUGAAGAUGUUGCUCGGUUCCAUGCACGAGUCGGCUCGGACGACGCCGCUAACGACGGUCGACCACAUUGCACUGCUGCAACUGAAAGACACGAUGAAGGAGGUGGCUGCCGCCUACGACCGCUUCGAGUUUUACCGCGGCUUGGCCAGCCUCAACCGCUGGCUGACCAACGACUUGUCUUCGUUCUACCUCGAGGCCGCCAAGGACCGGCUGUACUGUGCCGACGGCGGCGGCGUCCUGGAGCCCAUUUUUGUUGGUCUCACGCGGAUGCUGGCACCGGUGGUGCCGAUGCUUGUCGAGGAAGCCUGGGACCACGCCCCGGCCUGGUUGAAAGAGUACGUCGCGGCUCUCAUUCUGUCUUGUUUGUUGGGACAAUAUACUGAUACACCCCCCUUUAGGUCAACUGAACACCCUCUUCGGCAGCUGUACAGCGAUUCUCUGGUCGGUGAAGACCGACUGCCGCGUGACACGAGUCCACUCCGGGCGGCGAUCCCCGUCAUCUUCUCUGCACACGCCGCGGUGAAGACGGCGCUCGAGAACGCGCGCAACGAUCGAGUGUUGGGCUCGCCUUUGCAGUGCUCUGUUGUGCUUCGGGUUCCGGACGAUAGCACCGCGCUGCCGUUGCUGCAAGACCACGCCGCCGAGCUCGAUAGCAUGUUUGUUGUCUCGUCUGUAUCUGUGGUUGCCGCCGAGAGCGAGCCAGCUACUGAGGAAGUGAGCCCGGUAUGGAAGUACACAGCACCCUUUGAUGUCCAAGGCGGUGGGUCGGCCACGGCUGUGGUCCUGCCGCCCCAGAACGCCAAGUGUCCACGAUGCUGGCGGUAUGUUGCUGAGGACAAGGACCACUUGUGUAGACGCUGCGAAGAUGCUGUGCAGCAAUAG
Molecule: messenger RNA, 3057 nt
Organism: Sporothrix schenckii 1099-18
Lineage: Eukaryota; Fungi; Ascomycota; Sordariomycetes; Ophiostomatales; Ophiostomataceae
Product: isoleucyl-tRNA synthetase
Exons: 2
Coding region: 1-3057 (1018 amino acids)
Biological process (GO): isoleucyl-tRNA aminoacylation
Cellular component (GO): cytosol
Molecular function (GO): tRNA binding; aminoacyl-tRNA deacylase activity; ATP binding
Source: RefSeq, a predicted model, not a curated record